CGGGUGGCGGAAGCGGGCGGUCAGUCGCUGAGGGGUUGUCUGUUGGCAGGGCGUCCGGCCGUUGCUACUGGUUCUGUCGCCAUGGCCCACAAGCAGAUCUAUUAUUCUGACAAGUAUUUUGAUGAUCAAUACGAGUACCGACACGUGAUGCUGCCAAGAGAACUUUUGAAACAAGUGCCAAAAUCCCAUUUAAUGUCCGAAGAGGAGUGGAGACGUCUUGGUGUUCAGCAGAGUCUUGGCUGGGUUCACUAUAUGAUCCAUGAGCCAGAACCGCAUAUUCUUCUCUUCCGAAGACCUCUUCCAAAGGAUGAGAAGAAAUGAACCAUUGUCUAUACGUCUUCUGAAUCUUCUGGAACUAUGUCUGAGUGUAUAUAUGUUGGUGGUAUUCAGUGAAUACUUUUUUAAAUGUACAAAACAUACAUCCAUACCUGUGCAUGAGCUGUAUUAUUCACAGCAACAAAGCUCAGUCAAAUGCAAUUCCAAGUGGGCUGCUAUGGUGUUUAAAGAGUAUGAGGACAUGAUCUUUACUGUUAAUGUGCCUAUAACUUUUCAGUGAUUUUUAUUAAGGAUCGUGUAUUGCAUGCUCUGCCUAGAAGGUCACUUGUUACCUGUGUUCAGUAACUUUUGCACUCAGUUUUUCUACUGAACUGUAGCAUGUUCAAAUCCAAUGGUUCUCCUAUUUAGUAGACAUAAAUAAAUAAACUUUAUUUCUAAUGCUCUAUAAA
Messenger RNA from Tyto alba (common barn owl), 725 nucleotides. RefSeq names its product CDC28 protein kinase regulatory subunit 2 (gene CKS2). Bases 82 to 321 code for a protein of 79 amino acids. Gene Ontology annotation, cellular component: SCF ubiquitin ligase complex; cyclin-dependent protein kinase holoenzyme complex. Gene Ontology annotation, biological process: regulation of mitotic cell cycle. The record is from RefSeq and is a predicted model, not a curated record. Gene Ontology annotation, molecular function: protein kinase binding; ubiquitin binding; histone binding. The transcript has 3 exons. NCBI's taxonomy places the organism in Eukaryota, Metazoa, Chordata, Aves, Strigiformes, Tytonidae.